AUGUCGACGCCGGUCCCUACAACCAGUCCUCCGCAAUGCAAUAGCACAUCUUCUACAGCAUUCGCCCAGCAGCACCUGCGAGACCCCAGGUCGUUCGUUGGCUGUUCGAAGUUCACAGAGUAUGAAGUUCUUGGAAAACUGGGUGAGGGAACAUUCGGAGAGGUACUGCGCGCAAGGUCGAAGAAAACUGGCUCGGUCGUCGCAUUGAAGAAGAUCCUCAUGCACAACGAGAAAGAUGGUUUCCCGAUCACGGCCCUCCGAGAGAUUAAGCUCCUCAAGCUGCUAUCCCAUCCGAACAUUUUGAAGCUGGAGGAAAUGGCUGUGGAGCAACACAACAAGACGGCCGACAAGAGGAAACGAGCUGUCAUGUACAUGGUCAUGCCAUAUAUGGACCACGAUCUGUCUGGCCUCCUUGAGAACCCCAAGGUGAAGUUGCAGGAACCUCAUAUCAAGUGCUACAUGCUCCAGCUCUUGGAGGGGGUACGAUAUCUACACAAUGAGAGGAUACUACAUCGGGAUAUGAAGGCUGCGAACCUCCUGAUCAAUAACCAAGGCAUUCUCCAGAUUGCAGAUUUUGGGCUGGCACGACAUUAUGAUGAGGCUGUACCUGUCGCUGGUCAGGGAGGGGGCGUAGCAAACCGGGAUUAUACAACUCUUGUGGUUACUCGUUGGUACAGACCUCCGGAGUUGUUGCUACACUUACGAAAGUACACAACUGCCAUUGAUUUAUGGGGAGUUGGCUGCGUCUUUGGGGAAAUGCUUAUCGGCAAACCUAUCCUUUCCGGAGACAGCGAUGCCAACCAACUCAAGAUCAUUUUCGACUUGAUGGGUACACCCACUGAUGAGAAUAUGCCGGAAUUCAGAUCUCUGCCAGGGGCCGAAGGGAUGAGCUUUGCACCACAUGCCUCGACCUUGGCACAGCGCUUCCGAGCUUAUGGAUCAGGCGCUAUUUCAUUGCUGAAUGAGCUACUUAAACUCGACUGGAAGAAGAGAAUUAACGCCAUCGAUGCCUUGAAGCACCCAUACUUCCGCAACGUACCUCUUCCCGCACAGCCAGGCGACCUACCGACGUUUGAAGAUUCCCAUGAGCUCGAUCGAAGAAAGUUCCGCAGCCUGAAAGCUGCUCCACCCCCAGCGCCAAAAGGUGGAACAGUUGGCAUGGGUCCCGUAGCGGGUGUUUGGGGAGGCGAGGCAGGUCCAAACGGACAGUAUGCUAGUGGCGACUCUCAUAAUGGUUACCGUCAUCACAACGGCAGCCGCCAUCCUCCUCCAGGCGGCUACAAUCGCAAUGGUGUACCUCCUCCUCCUCCGCAGGAAGAGCGGAGGCCCGCAUGGCAAAGACCUCGAGAUGACCGGGAACGUCCAGAUACCAGGUUGCCUGCCAGACCGCCAUAUUCCCAAGCUGACUACAGAUAUGAUGGAGGCAGAGAUGGAGGCAGAGAUGGGGAGCGUCCUGAUGGAUAUAGAUCCCGAUCUCGUGACAUCGACCGUCCACCCCGCAGCAGAAACGGACCAUCAAACAUCGACACCUACAUUCCAAGCUACAGAGCCGAGGAAGGACGGCGAGAGGAUCGGCCUCCUAGGGAAGACAGACCCAGAGACCGGAGACACGAUGAACGAAGGCACGAUCGCGUCCGCGAAGAGGGCAGACUUGACUACGACGAGCGCAGUCGCGGUGGACGAACGCGCAGCCGUAGUCGGAGCCCCACUCGAGAAAGAGAAAGAGACCGGGGAGCGAGAGAAAGAGAGCCAAUACCACCAAUGGAUAGGGACAGAGAUCGGGAACGGGAACGUGACGUCUAUCGCAGAUGA
This is a messenger RNA of Drepanopeziza brunnea f. sp. 'multigermtubi' MB_m1, 1812 nucleotides long. The record is from RefSeq and is a predicted model, not a curated record. NCBI's taxonomy places the organism in Eukaryota, Fungi, Ascomycota, Leotiomycetes, Helotiales, Drepanopezizaceae.